AUGUGUAUAAGACAAGACUAUCAAUUAAAGACCCUCUUCGCGGUUUUGGUUCUUGCUGCUGCCGUGGCCAAAACGCAUGGGCAAGGUCCAAAGGAAAGCAACAGCAUGAGUAAGAGGACACUGGACCAAGACAGGGACUUCUUCACACACUCACCAACACAGGACACAGAGAGUGAAGUCCACCUGGUUACCACUGUCUCACCAAUGAACAUCCCCAACCACCAGCCUGUCUUCAAGGGCCUGCUCCUUCACGAGCACCUACUUACAAGGGACUUCCAGGGGGACCAACACUUUUUUAGGAGGGAUGGCUCUGUGGCUGCAUAUCCCACCAUGCCAGGCUCCGUGUCUGCCCCGGAUGCAGGAGACCCCGCCACUCAACUGGUGCCCCAUGAGGACGCCCCAGCCUUCUCUGACAUUGCCACUACUGCCACUCCGGCUGCCACCUCUCCACUGACCACAUUUUCUCACACAACACCGAGGCCACCCAUGUCUCUGCCUCAAAAGAAGCCCUCUAAGGAGAAGACCAGGGGGCCAGACAAAGUAGAACCAACAACAGACUCCCUCACCACUCAAGUGACUCCAAAUAAUAGAGGUUCAAGCAGCGAAAACAACCCAGUAGCUUCCUUAACCUCGCAGAGAAGUCAGCCUCAAAGUGGGAGUGUUUUUCCCCUAGGCACCACCCUUGCACCCGUCUCAAUGAGGAUGGAGAAAGGGGAAACCCAGGAAACACCACUGAAAUCCAAAACCAGCCCUGAUCAUCCACUCCCCAACCUAACUGAAGUGUCCCGAGUAGAAGGUACAACCCCAACGUCCACAACCAUUAUCACAACUACCACCAUCACCAUCACUCAAACGUCAGAGCCAUGCGGUCUGAAUUUCACUGACCCUGAGGGUAACAUCGAAAUCCUACAGCAACUUGACUCUGGAGUGGAGUGCAACUACUUAGUUACAGUCUACCUGGGAUAUGGAAUCGAAGUUCAGGUGCUAAAUGUGAGUGUGCUGGAGGGAGAGCAGGUGACCGUGGAGGAUACCGGUGGUCGGGAACCUUUCAUCCUUGCCAAUGAGUCAGUCUUGAUGAGGGGCCUCAUACUACGCAGCUGGAGCAACCAGAUCUCCAUCCGUUAUCGUAGCGAUCAACAGCACAACUCCGGAUUCCUCCUGCUGCAUUACCAAGCCUUUGUACUGAGUUGUUCAUUCCCUAAAGAGCCUGCUGGUGGAGAAGUUUCAGUGACACACCUCCAUCCUGGAGGAGAAGCCUACUUCCGCUGUUUCACCGGCUAUAAGUUGCAAGGCCCCAAAAUGCUCACCUGUCGCAAUGCAACUACACCUUACUGGAGUGGAAAGGAGCCCCAGUGUAUGGCAUCCUGUGGGGGAAUGAUAAAAAAUGCUACAUACGGACGUAUUGUCUCUCCUGGUUUCCCUGGCAACUACAGCAACAAUCUGACAUGCCACUGGGUCCUGGAGGUCCCUGAAGGCUACCGGCUUCACAUUCACUUUGAGAAGGUGGCCCUGGCAGAAGACGAUGACAGGCUGCUUAUUAAGAAUGGCAACAACAUAGACUCUCCCCCUGUGUACGACUCCUAUGAGGUAGAGUAUUUGCCCAAUGAGGGUGUGCUCAGUACUGGACGCUACCUGUUUAUAGAGUUCACCACAGACGGGACAGUAACUUCCACUGGUGCAGCCAUCAGAUACGAAGCUUUUGCGAAAGGUACAUGCUAUGAGCCCUUCGUGAAAUACGGCAACUUCAGCAGCAGCGACUCCACUUACAGUGUGGGUGCAGUUGUUGAAUUCUCAUGUGACCCUGGCUACACACUAGAGCAAGGCUCCGUAGUGAUUGAGUGUGUGGAUGCACAAAACCCACAGUGGAAUGAGACUGAGCCAGCCUGUAGGGCUGUGUGCAGCGGGGAGAUCACAGACUCUGCUGGUGUGGUGUUGUCUCCUAAUUGGCCUGAGGCCUAUGACAAAGGGCAGGACUGCAUCUGGGGUAUCCAUGUGGAAGAGGACAAGAGGAUCAUGCUUGAUAUCCAAGUUCUCCAUGUGGGUAAGAAUGACCUGCUGACCUUCUAUGAUGGCGAUGACCUCACAGCCAACAUCCUCGGCCAAUACAGUGGCACGCGGCCACACUUCAAGCUCUACACGUCCACGGCUGAUGUCACCAUUCAGUUUCAGUCAGACCCUGCCACCAACAUCUACGGCUACAACAAUGGAUUUGUGGUCCACUUCUUUGAGGUGCCGAGGAACGACACGUGCUCUGAGCUACCGGAGAUCGCCAAUGGCUGGAAGAGCACAUCCCACCCUGAUCUAAUCCACGGCACCGUCAUCACCUACCAGUGCUACCCUGGAUAUGAGCUUGUAGGAUCUGAGAUCCUCAUGUGCCAGUGGGAUCUAACUUGGAGCGGUGAUGUGCCGAGAUGUGAGGAAGUUAUGACAUGUCAGGACCCUGGAAACGUGGAGCACAGUCGUAAGGUGAUCACAGGCAGCCGCUUCGCCGUUGGGUCAACAGUGCAGUUUAUCUGUAAUAAAGGCUACAUCCUGUCUGGCAGCGGCCUCCUCACCUGCUACAACCGAGAUUCAGCCAGUCCCAAGUGGAGCGAGAGGCUGCCUAAGUGUGUCCCUGAAAAGUACGAGCCGUGCAGGAACCCUGGUGCUGCCUCCACCAGUGUGCAGAGCUCUGAAAAGGCCUUUUACCAAGCAGGAGAGAUGCUGACCUUCUCCUGCCACUCAGGCUACGAGCUGCAGGGUGAGGCCACCAUCUACUGUAUCCCUGGACACCCGUCACAGUGGAAUAGCACUCCCCCUGCCUGCAGAGCAUCCUCAACCCAGUAUGUGAACGAACGCAGGCUAGAUGUUGUUAAUAGGGAUUAUGGCAUGGAGGGAACCAAUAUCGCCCUUGCAGUUUUUAUUCCAACUGCAAUCAUCUUGGUGGUUGUCCUUGGGAUAUAUGUCUACUUUGCAAAGCUGCAGGGGAAGUCUAUCAGAAUGCCAACAUCCUCGCCACCGUACGACAACAUGACAGAAGAGUCAGCUUUCGACAACCCUAUAUAUGAGAGUGGAGUAAGUACAGAUGUCAUGAGCAUGCAAGACGUGGAUUCACAGAACACCAGUGUGCUGUCCUGA
This is a messenger RNA of Toxotes jaculatrix (banded archerfish), 3117 nucleotides long. RefSeq names its product seizure related 6 homolog a (gene sez6a). The record is from RefSeq and is a predicted model, not a curated record. The coding region runs from base 1 to 3117 and encodes 1038 amino acids. Gene Ontology annotation, biological process: synapse maturation; regulation of dendrite development. The transcript has 16 exons. Gene Ontology annotation, cellular component: endoplasmic reticulum; neuronal cell body; dendritic spine. Lineage: Eukaryota; Metazoa; Chordata; Actinopteri; Toxotidae.